UGUCCUCUUCCCACCACAUAUAAAACUCACAACCAAAGUCCUCUCCUUCUCGAUCGUUAACAUUCCAUUUACGUUAGCACCCACUUGUUGAAAAGUUCUACGCUUGCUUUCUGAAACGUCUUCCUCGUCGAUCACCCAAGUCAUGAUUCCUGAAUAUGAUUAUCUUUUCAAACUUUUGCUCAUUGGAGAUUCUGGCGUUGGCAAGUCUUGCCUUCUUCUGAGAUUUGCGGAUGAUUCUUACAUUGACAGCUACAUAAGUACCAUUGGUGUUGACUUUAAAAUUCGAACAGUGGAGCAGGACGGAAAGGUUGUUAAACUUCAAAUUUGGGACACGGCUGGUCAAGAACGUUUCAGAACAAUUACAAGCAGCUACUACCGUGGUGCACAUGGCAUUAUCCUUGUCUAUGAUGUCACCGAUCAAGAGAGCUUCAACAAUGUGAAGACCUGGCUGCAAGAAAUUGAUAAAUUUGCUGUUGGAAAUGUGAACAAGCUGUUGGUUGGAAAUAAGUCUGACUUAGCUGACAAGAAAGUGGUAUCUUCUGAAGCCAGCAAGGCAUUUGCAGAUGAGCUAGGAAUUCCGUUCUUGGAAACAAGUGCCAAAAACUCCACUAAUGUAGACCAAGCAUUCAUGACUAUGGUUACAGAGAUAAAGAAUAGGAUUGCUACUCAACCGAUGAGUGCUAACAAGCCAUCUACUGUGCAUAUGCGUGGACAGCCAGUUAACCAGAAGACCACCUGCUGCUCAUCUUGAUUUGCCGAUGAGGAUGAACUUGUUCUUGCUGGUGGUGGGAAGCUCCACAGGCUUCAGACCAUAAAAACAGAAGUUACACAGGCUUGCAGACAAUUGGAUCGUAAUUUGACCGCGUGCCCUCCUUAUAUGUAUAGUAGACUAGCCUAUUAUUCUCACAUAAAUUUUUUGAUUUAGUGAAUUCAAGAAAUUGUUUGAAUAAUUUUAGCCCCCAAUCUGUAACAGUUCAUUUCAUUCAACAUUUGAUUUGAUAGAACACAUGUCCUUCAGUCCUUCAGCUUGAA
This is a messenger RNA of Rosa rugosa (rugosa rose), 1032 nucleotides long. RefSeq names its product GTP-binding protein YPTM2-like. The transcript has 8 exons. NCBI's taxonomy places the organism in Eukaryota, Viridiplantae, Streptophyta, Magnoliopsida, Rosales, Rosaceae. Bases 143 to 751 code for a protein of 202 amino acids. Gene Ontology annotation, molecular function: GTPase activity; GTP binding. The record is from RefSeq and is a predicted model, not a curated record.